This is a messenger RNA of Onthophagus taurus, 2356 nucleotides long. Its product is annotated as RING finger and CHY zinc finger domain-containing protein 1-like. Gene Ontology annotation, molecular function: ubiquitin protein ligase activity; zinc ion binding. Gene Ontology annotation, cellular component: nucleus. Lineage: Eukaryota; Metazoa; Arthropoda; Insecta; Coleoptera; Scarabaeidae. The record is from RefSeq and is a predicted model, not a curated record. Gene Ontology annotation, biological process: protein ubiquitination; ubiquitin-dependent protein catabolic process.
AUUCAUUUUAUUGAGUUGAUAUCGAAUUAAUAAGAUUUUUUAAUCAAGUAUUGACAGUUCAAGUAAAAUUUAACCUCAUAUUUAUCUGUCAACUGUCAACAUUCAAUCUUAUUUUAGGUUAGUUUCAUUUUUUGUUAAAUUCAGCACAAUUUUACCACAUUUUUUAAAUCAAAUUUAUGUAUUAUAUUCUAUUUUCACAUUUAUACACAACAAUAACAUAAAAAAGGGAAUUUUGAAAGUAACUUUUGAGGACCACUGUUUUUAUCCAACUAACGUAAUCCAACGAAGUUUAAAUUGUACAAUCUACUUAUCUAAACAUUCGAGACGAAUAAACUGGGAGUUGUGAAGUUUCGUAAUAAACUCUCAGUCUUCCGAGUGUGUAGAAAUUGCUAUCCCGAGCCCCCUUUUUUUGACAGGAUGAUCAUUAGUAACCAACUUCAUCUCGUUUAACACGCGCGCACACACAUACAUAUGUAGAAAGAUUUUGUGGAAAAGUUGUCUUCGUAUUUAUUGCAGUAUUGCAAUAGCUGCUGUUCGUCGUAGUGUUCGUACAAAACGUGGACGUUAUUUAAUAAAUUACUAGGAUAUACAACAACGAUGGCAGCUACACCAAGCGCUGAGGGGCCCCCUGAAGGAACCGUUAAGACAAUUGGUUGUGCCCACUAUAAAAGAAAAUCGAAAUUUGUGACGCCCUGUUGCAAUAAAGUGUACACCUGUAGGUUUUGUCACGAUGAAAAAGAAGAUCACACGAUGAAUAGGAAAGAAGUCACCCAACUUAUAUGCACACUUUGUGAAACUCGACAACCUGUACAAGCUGAAUGCCAAAAUUGUGGUAUACGAUUUGGGAAGUAUACAUGUCUUGAAUGUAAUUUAUUUGAUGAUGAAGACAAGAAUCAAUAUCACUGUUCAGGUUGUGGUAUAUGUCGAGUAGGAGGUUCGGACCGUUUCUUCCAUUGCGAAACAUGUAAUAUGUGUCUUCCCAUUCAACUCCAAAACGGCCACAAGUGUGUGGAAAAUGUAUCACGUGCCAAUUGUCCAGUAUGUUUAGAAGAUAUCCACACGUCGCGGAUACCGUGCCAUAUACCAGCCUGUGGUCAUCUUUUACAUAGAACAUGUUUUGAACAAUUAUUAAAAGCGGGACAUUACGCUUGCCCAAUUUGUCAAACUUCUGUAAUGGACAUGACGGAAUUGUGGAAAUUUCUCGAUGAUGAAGUAGCCCACACUCCUAUGCCACAAGAAUAUAGAAAUUAUAUGGCGGCUAUUUUAUGUAAAGACUGUCACACGGAAAGUACUGUAAAAUUUCAUGUUGUUGGUUUAAAAUGUGGUAAUUGCGGUUCAUACAAUACAUGUCGUAUGAAAGGACCACCGUGUUUGAUCAGUACAUCAAACGCAAGCAGGGUCGAGUAACGGUAGACGUCCACCUAGAAACGACGAUUCAGAACAAAGCAGCUUGAUCCAACCUGAGCAACAGGGAGGAUCUACGGAACAAAAUCUGUGAUUGAUGUGCAACAAAUUUAUUAUACAUUUUUUUUUCUUUUGCUUUGAACAAGUAGUAUUGAUCCCAACAUGGAAAUUAAAGUGAGAAUACUCCGAUACAACUGAAAAGAAAAAUGAUAAACUAACAAAAAGAAACAAAUUUUUAAUUGGUUUAUUUUUAUUAUUUUUUAAUUUUGACAAAAGUUUUUAAUCUGUGUGUGUCAUUUAUUACUUUUUUCGUUCUAAGUAUUUUUACACUCAGGUCAUAAUCUUUAUUUUGUUUAUUGUAAAUCUUUUUUUGUAAACCCAAAAAGAGAUGUUGAUGAUUUGUGCCGAAUAUUAAUAACUUAUGCGCAUUCCGUUUUUGUAUUUUGUGUCGUUUUUGAUUAAAACGUUAUAGCAAAAAGAACGAGGCACUACUCAUCAGUUAAAAAGAACGUUUUAAAUUAUUUUAUUAUUAUUUUUUUUUGUAAUUUGUUUUUUGGCAAUCUUAUUAUUUUGUUUUUUUAUUUAGUAGCUUUAACGUUGGACUACAAAUCAUAAUAUAUGAUAAAAAAGAGAUCGAAAGCCGAAGUUGCAAUUUUUAGUCAAUUUUUUUCCGCAUGUAUAUUUUAAAGAAAUCGCGAAUCUUAGUUGAAUUUUUACGAUUGUGAUAAUUUAGGAAUUAUAUCUUCUCGCGCCGUUUAACCGGUUCGCCAAACGGAAACACUAAAAGCGACGGGAACUAAACAACAAACAAAAAAGACGAUCCAUUUGCUAAACUAUAUUAUUAAAACUGGAAAGCAAUUCUAGAAACUGUACAUAUUUUACAUUAUAUGAAUGCUCUUGAAAGAUCUUUUAGAUUUUGUUAAAAAAAAAAUAUAUUUGUUUUUCAACGGCG